AUGAAGGUUGGAGUUUUAGUGAAUUUGUGCUUACUAGGAUACUUUUUUAAGGAUGUAUACAGCCAUCGUAUCAGGCAGGAUAGAAGAGCCUCGAGAAAGCUAUUCGGAGGCUAUCGGAUAACGCCGAGAUACUGCAAACCAACUCGUCCACCAUCAAUUCCAUUAGGCGGACCCAACAUCUGCAUGUUCAAUCACGAAUGCAGACAAAAAGAAGGACUGGUAGUCGGAGCUUGCAUGGACGGCUUCCUAUUCGGCGCCUGCUGUCAAUUAAAAGAAGGAUCAAUCGUCGGAGAGUACCUGGAUGAGGAUUCAGUUCCCGGAUACCUCUCUGAGAACCACAUUUCAACGAAAAGGCCGGUUGACAUAACUUCCAUAGGAGUAUCGCAAAUAGCUGAAUCUCUUUUGUAUCCCGAAAGACUCCCGCCAGCUGAUUUUGACACCCAAUUAAAUAAAAAACCGUUUUUAACCUCAAUCAUAACGUCUACAGAAUCAUCGAAACCAGUACAUAUAAGUCAACAUGAUAACGAAAUACUUGAGGAAUAUUUUAGCGAAGGAACGACCUCAAAGUCACCAAUAUUAGGCAUUUCCUUAUCGAACGCCCCUUUAGAGUACACCACUGUAUCUCAAUUCGGCAGACCAAUCUUCAAACCAAAGCCCAUAAAACCAAACGACAACAACUAUAUUAGAGUUCCGACGAUAACGCAUAGUACCAAAAAUAGUACUGAAAAUUACGAUUUAAUUGGUACUAGUCCACCAUUGCUAGGCAGUUCUGAAUUCCAAACAGAUGUAGUAAUAACGUCUCGCAAACCACCAUCUACCUCUUACAUUUUUAGCACCACAUUACCUCCGAGAAGAACUCAAGCUACUACAACGAAAAAGAGACCGAUUACUAAAGCGACUUUGAAACCGUCUACUACAUUUGUGAGCUCUACUACUAAGACUACGUGGGCUUAUGCUCCUAGUGCUUUUGUUACUAGUAUAAAACCACCUUCCACUUCUUAUGUAUAUAGUUCCUUGCCUUCAAGACGACCUCCUGCUUCAACUAUAAGCUCGCAUGUGGUUGGCCCAACUUAUAGCGUCAGUUCCAAUCCUGUGUCAAGUACCUUUUCUACCCCAGCACCUACUAUAAUCGUUUUAGGUCCGCUAUCUACAGAAACUCAAACCGAAAGGCCUCAACCUAGUACUUAUGAACAACCUAGUACUUACGAGCAGUAUCCUGUUAGUAUACAUCGACCAACGGCUCUUCCUAACAAGAAACCCCAAAAACCGUUCAACCACGUUACUAUUAAUCAACAUUUGGUGCAAAAUAUUUACAGUACAACAAAACUGCCUCUUUUUACAGAUGUUUCUACAGAAAGACCAUCUCCUACUAUUCUAAUUACUCCAAAACCUAGCAUUUCAUCUUUUAGACCUCCAGACUACUCGGAUACAGUAGAAGUUGGUACUUUAUCAUCUUCUCCAGAUGAUUUAAUCAAUUUUCCUCCAGUCAGAAACCCGAAUUUAAAUAUGUCGCAUAUUCCUACUCUAACCGAAAACGAUAUCACCACUCCGGGUUUUAUAGAAGACGAUAAUUUGAAUGCCAACGUUGAAUCUUUCGUUAAUCAAAUUAUCGAAGGAUUGCAGGAACCAUUUCAAGGAUUAAGAGACGUUGUUAACAACAACAAAAAUAUUACCAAUCUUCCUAUUGGAACCACAACUAAAAAACCUAUCAAAUCUGGUACAGUAAGUAAAAGGCCCGUGGGAACUACGUUGAGACCUGGCGGUACGAAUACUAGGAUACCUACGACCAGGCCAGCUCAAACUACUACCAAUAAAUCUGGUAAUAGAAGGACGACCACUCCGGGUACGACCAAGAAGCCUAGUAACACCAAUAAGAAGACGAAGCCGACGAAGAAGCCUGCGACAACGUUGCAAUCUUUUAUUGAACAUGUGACUGAUAAUGUGGUGAUCGACCCUGAAGAUUACAGGACAGAAUGCGGCAUUCGUCCAUUGGUUCGUACAGCGAAAAUCGUCGGAGGCAAAGGCGCCAUUUUCGGUGAAUUUCCCUGGCAAGUUUUGGUGCGAGAGUCAACAUGGUUGGGGCUGUUCACCAAAAACAAAUGCGGUGGUGUCCUGAUUAGUCACAAAUACGUCAUGACCGCCGCUCAUUGCCAGCCCGGAUUCUUGGCAUCGUUGGUCGCAGUUUUCGGAGAAUUUGAUAUAUCUGGAGAUCUGGAAAAGAGGAGACCGAUCAGCAGAAACGUCAAAAGGGUCAUCGUCCACCGACAGUACGAUGCGCAGACUUUCGAGAAUGAUUUAGCUCUGCUGGAGCUUGAGCAACCCGUUCAGUUCGAUCAGCAUAUCAUUCCGAUUUGCCUUCCGCGGGACGAAGAGGACUUUACGGGACGAAUGGCGACGGUGACUGGAUGGGGACGGCUCAAGUAUGGCGGCGGUGUGCCGUCGGUGCUUCAAGAAGUUCAAGUACCGAUAAUGGAAAACCCUGUAUGUCAAGAGAUGUUCAGAACCGCUGGUCAUUCUAAAGUUAUAUUGGAUUCAUUUUUGUGCGCUGGAUACGCUAAUGGGCAGAAAGAUUCUUGCGAAGGUGAUUCUGGUGGUCCGCUAGUCCUUCAACGACCGGAUGGAAGGUAUCAACUCGCUGGAACCGUAUCGCACGGUAUAAAGUGCGCCGCUCCUUAUCUACCAGGAGUUUACAUGAGAACCCAAUAUUUUAAACCCUGGAUAACUUCCAUAACCGGAGUUACAUCUCCUUAG
This is a messenger RNA of Psylliodes chrysocephalus, 2751 nucleotides long. The record is from the annotation of a GenBank genome assembly. NCBI's taxonomy places the organism in Eukaryota, Metazoa, Arthropoda, Insecta, Coleoptera, Chrysomelidae.